UGGUUGCUGUCAACAAAAGAGAAAACGCUGUGAGCACUGCAUGGCCCCUAAAAAUGACGUUUGAAGAAAGAAGUCUUCUCAUUUUGUACGGCAGCCAGACUGGAACUGCUCAAGAAGUUGCUGAGCAAAUUUGGCGAGAUGGAAAAAGACGCAAUUGGCAUGGUCCUGUUAAGGCCAUGGAUGAGAUCGAGCCAGUUGAACUCCUUCGACAAAAAGUUUGCAUUUUCGUUUGCUCAACGACCGGACAGGGAGAAGAGCCGGACAACAUGAAGAUGUUUUGGAAGUUUCUUUUGCAACGCAGUUUGCCACCAACAUCUCUAACACAAUUGAAGUACGCAGUCCUAGGACUCGGAGACUCUUCAUACGCCAAAUUCAACUUUGUGGCCAAAAGACUGAACAAGAGACUGGCCCAGUUGGGUGGAGAUUCAAUUCUGGCUGUCGGCCUUGGAGAUGACCAGCAUGAACUUGGCCCAGACGCUGUGGUUGGGCCAUGGACCAAAACGCUGUGGGAUGCACUAGAUAAAAUUCACCCCCUCGAUGGAAAGAGUGAAUUCAAUCCGUUUGAGAUGCGUCCGCUGCGAUACAAAAUUAAAAUUACCAAAAAGGAGGAUGCAGCUCCCAUCAGUGAGAAGCCCAGCCUGGAGAAAUCCACAAUUUUAAAAGCAACCCUUGAAGAAAAUAAGCGAACAACAAGUCCUAGUCAUUAUCAAGAUGUCCGGCUACUGAAAAUUUCUGUGCCUGGAAUUCAAUACAAACCUGGAGAUGUUUUGAUGGUGCAACCCAAAAAUCUUAAAGAAAACGUCCAACGCCUUUUGGAAAUUUUUAAUCUUUGCGGACAAGAUGUCAUCGAGUUGCACCAAACAGAUGACAAAUUUCCAAUUGCUUUGCCUCCAAGUUGGAUGUGUCCGAAUCCGUGCACAGUUGCUGACUGUGUGCAGAACCUUCUUGACUUGCAGGCCAUUCCUCAAAGGUACUGCCUUCAGUUAAUGGCCCACUUUACAACAAGUGAGCUGGAAAAGGAGCGGCUGCUCGAAUUCUGCACUCCGGAGGGCCAACAAGAUUUGUACAGCUACGCCCACCGACCAAAACGAGGUACUUUGGAGGUGCUGGAGGAUUUUCCGCACGCCCUGGCAGCCCUUCCAGUUGAAUAUCUCUUUGACAUAUUCAAGGUCAUUAGACCCAGAGCUUUCUCUAUUGCUUCUGCUCUUGAGAUGCACCCAAAUACGGCCGAAUUGUUAGUGGCUGUGGUCAAUUACCGCACUAUGCUCAAAACUGCAAGACUGGGCCUUUGUUCGAACUGGAUGGCAAGAUUGGAACCCUCGUCGGAGUUGUCCGUCUGGGUUAAAACAGGCUCAUUUAAAUUUCCUUCCACCGUUGAAACUCCAAUAAUUUGUGUUGGUCCCGGAACUGGCUGUGCACCCUUUCGCAGUCUCAUCCAGCAAAGAGCUGCACUUAACCCUGAUAACAAAGGCAAAAUUGUCCUAUUUUUCGGAUGUCGAAACAAGGAGGGAGACUUUCACUGUGCUGAGGAAUGGAAGAAAUAUGAUGCGUCUGGAAUUAUCAAGCUGUGUUGUGCUUUUUCCCAGGACCAGUCUCAUAAAAUAUAUGUGCAGCAUAAAAUGCUGGAGGAGUCUUCUCAUAUAUGGGACCUGCUGAGCAAAGGCGGUGCUCACUUUUUUGUUGCUGGAAAUUCAAAAAAUAUGCCCAAAAGUGUCAGAGAUGCCGUAGUUGAAAUUGGCCAGAAAGAAGGUGGUUUGUCCCUUGAGGAGGCUGAAGCAUUUGUGUCAAAUUUAGAAAAAUCGGGUCGAUACCAGACAGAGACGUGGGCUUAAAACGAAUAUAGUUUAAUAAAAUUAAGUCGUUUUAAAUUAUAAUUAAAACACCUCUUUAACUUUUUGUUUUUGAAUAAAUGUAAGUUUCCAAUAAGCUAAUAUAAAUAUAAAAAAAAAAAUUAAAAAAAAAAUCGCGCUUCAGGGAGUGCAAGACUU
Messenger RNA from Neocloeon triangulifer, 1988 nucleotides. Its product is annotated as NADPH-dependent diflavin oxidoreductase 1. Lineage: Eukaryota; Metazoa; Arthropoda; Insecta; Ephemeroptera; Baetidae. Gene Ontology annotation, cellular component: cytosol. Gene Ontology annotation, molecular function: NADPH-hemoprotein reductase activity; flavin adenine dinucleotide binding; FMN binding. Bases 54 to 1832 code for a protein of 592 amino acids. The record is from RefSeq and is a predicted model, not a curated record. The transcript has 8 exons.